Molecule: messenger RNA, 1467 nt
Organism: Plasmodium yoelii
Lineage: Eukaryota; Apicomplexa; Aconoidasida; Haemosporida; Plasmodiidae
Product: conserved protein, unknown function
Exons: 2
Coding region: 1-1467 (488 amino acids)
Source: RefSeq, a predicted model, not a curated record
AUGAGAAUACUUUGGGGAAACACAAUUGGUAUUGUCAUUUUAUAUUUCUUAGCAAAUGUAAAUGCAAUACAAUUAUAUGGAAAUGAUUUGAAUUUUGAAAAAAGCUUUAACCCCAAAAUAGUUUCUGAUAAAAAAAAUAUUUUAGAAGAAAAUAAAUUUCAAGAGUCGCUAAAAUCAUUUUUAAAAAAUAAUGGAAAUGAAGAUUUUUUAAAAAAUAAUGAAAAUGAAAAUGGUGACAACAUGUUUGGGUCCGAUAAUUUUAUUGAAGAAAGUAAAGAAUUUAUAAAUAAACAAAUUUUAUCUGAUUUAUAUAGUAAUUUUAUUAUUACAGUAGUAAAUGAUAAUACUUUAAAUUUUUUGGAUAAUCUUAAAUCAAAUAAUGAAGAAAAUACUGAAUUUCAAAUCGAAUUUGAAGAAAGCUGUUCUCCAUUUUUUUGUGAAAAAGUUAUGAAAGCAAAAGAAAUUGAAUCUAAAAAUAAAAGUAAUGAAAGAGAAAUUGUUUUACAUCAAAAUAAUGACUCGAAUAAAGAAUUGGCUGAUAAUAACAAUGAUAUAGAUAAUCAAAAUAAUGAAGAUUUAUUUGCUAAUCUUGAUUCUGUACUUGAUAAAACGGAUUCUAAUGAAAAAGGAGAUGUAGAUGCUAUCUAUUCUAGAGAAAUAGAUGGAAAUGAAGAUAAACAAAAAAUCAUAUUAACAGAUGGAACAAAUGUAUAUGUAUUAGAAGAAGUCGUUCAAGAUAACAACAAUUUUAUGGAUGAUCAAAAUAUAAAUCUUCGAAAUGGAGACCAAGAAAUAAAAAUGCAUAUACCCCAAAAUAAUCAAGUAGAAGAUGAUAGUAAUAAUAUAAAUCAAUUCUUAGAAAAUGAAAACUUAUUUGACAACUUAUUUGACAGUGACACUAGUGGGGAUGGAUAUGUUAAUAGUGUUUAUACAGAUAGUGAAAGAGGAAUUAGCGAACAUAAAAUGGGUUCUAACGAAAAUUUUGAAAAUAAAAACGAAAAUACAUCUGAUAGCAUUAAUGAAAGUAUAUCUGAUAACAUUAAUGAAAAUAUAUCUGAUAGCAUUAAUGAAAAUAUAUUAAAUAUGACUGAAGAAGAAUUAUCACAAAAAAUUUUUGAUGAUAUAAAGAUGAACAAUGAGGAUAAAAUAGAAUGUCAUAACUAUUCUAAUAGUCAAGAUAAAUGUAAUAGUUUUAAAAAAUGUACUUUUGUUAACAUUGAAAAUAAAGAUGUUUGUUUCUUGGAUUAUAAUUACAUGCUUUUCUUAAAAAACACAAACUGUACUUUACAAUCCAAGUCAUCUCUUCUCUCCAUCUCAAAGGAUUUGCUCCAGAACGAAAUUAUCAACAGACAAAUGUUCCAGCUACUAAGAAACAGCAGCAACAAUAAUUUUAUUUGUGAUACAAUUACUUAUUCAUUCCUUACAAGUGUUGUUGACAAUACAAAUUAUGAUGAAAUCUUUUCUUAG